UCCACGUUCGUUUGGUCGAGUCUGAUUGUAGCAGGUCUGAGUGUGUCCGCGCGCACGGCCGCUUUAGUGAACAAGGGACUGUUUCGUGACGAGACAUUGACCCGUGUCCAAGGCAUUCGUAUUAAAACAGCACCUUCAGACUAUUGCAGAGCGUUGGCUGCUGUGUUUCUCGACAGUGAGUUUGUUCAUUGUUGUCACAGUGUCGGUUAGCCCGGCUAGCCUGGUUAGCCGCUUUAGCUGGCUCAUGAAGAGGUCCCCUACUUUAGCUACCUAGCUCAACUUUAAGCUAGCUAAGAGAAAGUGACAUUAGUUUGACUCUGUCGCGGUAAACAAACGGGUGCAGAUAUGCAGGACUUACUGGCCACCGUGGACCACCUCAAGUUUGACCUGGAGUUGGCUAUGAAGCAGCAGCUGGGAGCGCAGCCUCUGCCUUUCCCCGGCAUGGACAAGUCCGGCUCUGCUGUGUGUGAGUUCUUCAUGAGAGCUGCUUGUAUGAAAGGUGGGAUGUGUCCUUUCCGUCACAUCAGUGGAGAGAAGACAGUUGUGUGUAAGCACUGGCUUCGAGGACUGUGUAAGAAGGGGGACCAAUGCGAGUUUCUCCAUGAAUAUGACAUGACCAAGAUGCCUGAAUGCUACUUCUACUCCAAGUUUGGUGAGUGUAGCAACAAGGAAUGUCCAUUCUUGCACAUUGACCCCGAGUCCAAGAUCAAAGACUGUCCCUGGUAUGACAGAGGCUUCUGCAAACAUGGUCCGGACUGCAGACACAGACACACAAGAAGGGUGAUCUGUGUGAAUUAUCUGGUGGGCUUCUGUCCAGAAGGGAAAUCCUGUAAAUUUAUGCACCCUCGGUUUGAGUUGCCCAUGGGAGCUUCUGAACAGCCUCCUCUACCACAGCAAAACCAGAACCAAACAAAGUCUGUGCCUACCAUCGGCCGUUCAUCCCUCUCACUAAUCCAGCUAACCCACUCCAGCCAAGGCCAGCGGCCGCAGAACCACUCGAUGAUGGGUCCUGUUCAGCACAAUAACAUGAUGGGCAACAGAGGGCCUCGUCCAUUGGACCAGGUCACUUGUUACAAGUGUGGAGAAAAGGGCCACUAUGCCAACAAAUGCACAAAAGGCCACCUCGCCUUCCUCAGUGGUCAGUAACCUGCAGUCCUGAGGUUCAGACACCACAGCUCGCCCCCCUGGUGAGAGUGGAAAAGACAAGAGGAAGCUGCUCUGCUCCACAGGCUGAAGUUGAAGACUGUUGCCUCUUACAAACAGUGGAUACACAAAGACACUCACUCAGAUCAGUGUGGCGGUGGUUGAAUAACCGGACUCUUGAAAGAACUAAGCAUCCAAUCAUCACAGCCGGGGUCCAGUCUGCAGCAAGUGUCUUCAGACGUACAGCGCUCUUAACAUGUUGCUGAUCUUUGUUUUUCCUUAGGUCAUGUGACUUUGAUAGGAGACCAGGAUUUAAGUCUGUAAUUCUAUUUAAUGUUGACAACAAAAAAAGGAAACAUGAACAUGCUAGCAGGAAUUUCAGUCACUGCUUUUUCUACUGUGUUUGAUAGAAGCCUAAAUUCACACGUAUCACUUGUCAAUUCUUACUUUUCAACUCCGACAUUUUUGGCUUUUUGCAAACGUUUAAAAUCCUCAGUAGUUUAUACCACUGAAUGUGAACACCCUGUUGAUCUGAGUACAAUUUUAGCUCAGCUUAUGUUAAAAUGUAUUUUCAAUUGUCAGCGGCAAUGGUGUAAACAUUCAUACAUCUGUACAGCGUGCAAAUAAAUGUUUUGUUACAAAUU
Messenger RNA from Solea solea (common sole), 1787 nucleotides. It is a transcript of the gene cpsf4, whose product is annotated as cleavage and polyadenylation specific factor 4. Gene Ontology annotation, molecular function: zinc ion binding; RNA binding. The coding region runs from base 346 to 1146 and encodes 266 amino acids. The record is from RefSeq and is a predicted model, not a curated record. NCBI's taxonomy places the organism in Eukaryota, Metazoa, Chordata, Actinopteri, Pleuronectiformes, Soleidae. The transcript is spliced from 8 exons.